This is a messenger RNA of Trifolium pratense (red clover), 3508 nucleotides long. Its product is annotated as disease resistance protein RPM1-like. Gene Ontology annotation, biological process: defense response to other organism. NCBI's taxonomy places the organism in Eukaryota, Viridiplantae, Streptophyta, Magnoliopsida, Fabales, Fabaceae. Bases 106 to 2925 code for a protein of 939 amino acids. The transcript has 2 exons. The record is from RefSeq and is a predicted model, not a curated record. Gene Ontology annotation, molecular function: ADP binding.
AACUUUAUGCUAUAUAAAUCAUGAAAGACUAAUAGCUUUUUUCUCAUCACUAAUCUCACUCACAAUAUUAUUAGCAAAUUGAAAUCAAAAGAUACAUACAACAAAAUGUGUGAUCCGUGUGCAAGUGUACUUUCUUGUGCUCGUGAAAACUUGCUUCCACUAGCUCGUAAGCAUUUGCUUCCACUAGCCCUUGAUCAUUUGCUUCCAAUACUAAAGGAAGCUGUGAACAUGAUUAGGGGCGUCCCAAAUGACGAAAUUGCACACAUGAAACAUGAACUCGAAACCAUAGAAGAGUUCAUCCAUCAAGCAGAUAAAAUGGCUGAUGCUGAAGAAUACAACCCAAGUGAUGGAACCAGAGAAAAAAUCAAGCAGUUGAUAGAAGCAUCUUUUCGCAUACAAGAUGUCAUCGAUGAAUAUAUCAACUGUGUGGAACAACAACUUCCAGAUCCUGGAUGUGCUACUGUUGCUUCUGAAUAUGUUAAAACUAAGAUUCUCCGUCUCCAAAUAGCCCAUGAUAUUCAGAUCAUCAAAUCCCGAAUUACUGAAAUAAAAGAUACAAGUUCUGAAACCAAUCAUGAAGGAUCAAGCAGUUCUGCUAUAAACCCGAAUGCCACUUUGUUGCAGAACCUUCGAAAGGCUCCUUUUUACCUGAAGGAAGCUGAUGUUGUCGGCUUUGAAAAGCCAAGAGACAAAUUGAUUGAUUGGCUGGUAAAGGGAAGAGAUGAGCUCACUGUCGUCUCCGUAGUAGCAAUGGGAGGGCAAGGAAAAACUACUCUUGCUAAAAAAGUUUUUGAUCAGGUCAAGGGACAGUUUGAUUAUCAUGUAUGGAUCACAGUGUCACAAUCAUACAAUAUUGAAGAGUUGCUGAGAGAGAUGUUGAAGGAGCUUUGCAAACAACAAAAUUUCAGUCCUCCUGAAAUGAUUCAUGAAAUGAAUAAAGAGUUAUUAGUGGAAAAAGUGAGAAACUAUUUGCAGGAGAAAAGGUACGUUGUAGUGUUUGAUGAUGUAUGGAAUAACUCACCUUUUUGGGCUGAUAUUAAAUUUGCUAUGAGUGAUAAACAAAAAGGUUGUAGGAUAUUAAUCACCACUAGAAUCAUGGAUGUUGCCACUUCUUGUAGGGAAUCUUCUUUUGUUGAAAUUCAUGAAUUGAAAGGUUUAGAUGAUGAACAAUCUUUAAAAUUGUUCAAUAAGAAGGCAUUUUAUGACUUGGAGGAAUGUUGUCCAGAUAAUCUUAUUGAUAUAUCUUCCAAAAUUGUUAAAAAAUGUGGUGGAUUACCACUAGCAAUUGUAGUCACCGGUGGUCUUUUAUGUAAAAAUAGAAAUGCAAUUGAAUGGUACAAGUUUAAUGAUAAUAUCAAGCCAAAGUUAAAGAAAGAUUCUGUGAUAAACACAUUUUUAGUUCUCAGUUAUCAUGAUUUGUCUUACAAUCUCAAGUCAUGUCUGUUAUAUUUUGGAAUAUAUCCUGAAGAUUGGGAAGUUUAUUCCACGAGACUAAUUCGACAAUGGAUAGCUGAAGGGUUCGUAAAGGAGGAAGAGGGAAUGACUUUGGAAGAGGUUGCAGAAGGAUACUUAACAGAAUUAAUCCAUAGAAGUUUAGUGCAAGUAGUUUCAAUCAAAAUUGAUGGAAGAGCAAAAAGUUGUCGUGUUCAUGAUCUAGUGCAUGAUAUGAUCCUUAAAAAAUUUGAGGAUUUAAGUUUUUGCAAGAAUAUUAGUGAGGAUGGCCAAUCAGCUUUAAAUGGAAUAGUUCGACGCCUAUCAAUAACAACCAAUUUGGAUAAUUUAAUGGAAAGUAAUGAAAGCUCGCAGGUUCGAUCGCUGCUCGUUCCCAACCCCUACACAUUACAUGAAUCCGUUGUAAGGAAAAUUACUACAAAAUUCAAGUUGUUGAAGGUGUUUGAUGCUGAACUUGCUAGAGGAAUUGAAGUUCCUGAAGAUUUGGGAAGUUUGAACCACUUGAAGUAUUUUAGUAUCAUGAAGCCAUAUGAUUAUGAAACUGUACUUCCAAAAUCCAUUGGCAUGCUUGAGAACCUAGAGACCUUGGAUUUAACGGGAAUAGCAGUCUAUCAUUUACCCAAAGAAAUUUGUAAACUUAGAAAGUUACGACAUUUUUUAGUCGGCAGAUCAUUGUCUCUGGUUCAAUUGAAAGAUUGUAUUGGAGGAAUGACAUCCUUACAAACUCUACGUAUGCUUUAUUUGAAACAAGAUGAAAGUGAAGAUGAUAUUGUAGAGGCAAUCAAAGAGCUAGGAAAGCUAAAGCAGCUAAAGGAGUUGGGCUUGCGCUCUCUUGACAGAAAAUUUAUGAGUGUUAUAUCUUCCUCAAUCAAUAAGCUGCAACAAAUGGAAAAACUAACUUUGGUAGAAUAUCUAGGGUACAAAGAUUACUACACAUUCGAUGAUUUGAAUUUGAAUUUACCUAAGCUACGAUAUUUUGCACUGAAAGGUAAUUUGGAGAAGUUGCCCAACUGGAUUUCAAAACUUCCAAAUCUUGUUAGUUUGAAGCUUAAUUCAUCCAGACUAAGAGAAGAUUCAAUGAAAUUACUCAAAAGUAUGCCAAACUUGAUGUCCAUUAGUUUCCUCCUUGAUGCUUAUCUAGGCAAAACCUUACAUUUUCAAAAUGAAUGGUUUAAGAAUUUGAAGGAACUACGUCUUGAGUAUGUGAAAUACUUGAAAGACAUCCUUAUUGACCAUGGUGCGUUGCCUUCUCUGGAAAAGCUCUCCAUAUCCGAAGCACCCGAACUCAAGACGUUACCAACUGGCAUUCAACGCUUAAAGAAGCUUGAAUAUCUCACUAUUAGAUUUAUGAGUGAGAAAUUUACACAGAACUUUUUACUCAAUGGAGGACAAGACCAUUGGAUCUUCAAGCAAGUGCCCUUUGUACGAAUUUAUUGUCCGAAUGCCGCAUUCAUUGGUGGAUCAAGGAGCUAGGUGUCAUACACCGUCCAUCUUAAAAAAAAAAGUGAUCAUGAUGGGGCUUCAGUGGAAAUUCCAAUUUCUCAGGGGCAUUGUUUCUUUCUGUUUCUAUUUUAGAAGUUUUGUUCCUCAAUAAAAGUGUGUUGUUGUUCGUUGAUAAUAAUUAUAUGCAAGUUACAAAUACUCAUGUUACUUUGUUUUUUAUUGCAUAAAUUGAAUUGUUUGUGAUGUACUAUCAUAUAUGGUAAAGUUUUAUGUGAAUGUGGUACAACUAUAGCUAGGAAUCCUGGAAACUCCUGCUACUUCAAUUCAAGUUCCAUGUAUGGGAGGUGCAAUCUAUCUUUUAUCAUGGCCAUCAGAAUUUUAUGGCGUGUUGGUGUUGGUCUUGAUUCCCUGUUAAAUAUGUGUUUGCUAGGGGCAUUUGACGUUUUCCCGAGAGUUUUUCCCCUGUCAAAUAACCUUCAUUUCUUGUAGUGCCAUGUGCUGAACUUUUACAAUCAUAAAUGAGUACUAAUAGACUCCUAAUAAGUAAUAACCUUCUGAGUCAUGAUAACAGAAAAUGUAAGGCUUUGUGUUAAUCUAUAUUGAUAAUACUGAU